Lachancea fermentati is the source of this 327-nucleotide messenger RNA. The record is from the annotation of a GenBank genome assembly. NCBI's taxonomy places the organism in Eukaryota, Fungi, Ascomycota, Saccharomycetes, Saccharomycetales, Saccharomycetaceae.
AUGCCAGAACUCAUUGAUAGACCUCGCUCUGAACUAACACCGGAUGAACUGCAACAGUUGGAGGAGUUUGAAUUCAAGCAUGGUCCCAUGUCCCUUAUUAAUGACGCCAUGGUCGCAAACACACCUGUAAUUAUCUCCCUAAGGAACAAUCACAAAAUUAUUGCCAGAGUCAAGGCCUUUGAUAGGCAUUGCAACAUGGUGUUAGAAAAUGUAAAAGAGCUAUGGACAGAAAAGCAGGGCAAAAAAACCAUUAAUAGAGAAAGAUUUAUCAGCAAGCUUUUUUUGAGAGGUGACUCGGUGAUAAUAAUUCUCAAAGCACCCGUGUAA